Encephalitozoon cuniculi GB-M1 is the source of this 681-nucleotide messenger RNA. RefSeq lists its product as uncharacterized. Gene Ontology annotation, molecular function: N-acetylglucosaminylphosphatidylinositol deacetylase activity. Bases 1 to 681 code for a protein of 226 amino acids. Gene Ontology annotation, cellular component: endoplasmic reticulum. Lineage: Eukaryota; Fungi; Microsporidia; Unikaryonidae. Gene Ontology annotation, biological process: GPI anchor biosynthetic process. The record is from RefSeq and is marked provisional. The transcript has a single exon.
AUGUUCAAGAAGUUUUCCAGAUUUAAAACAUUUUUUCUAGUUGUGUCGGUGAUCUUUGUAUUAAGAAAUAUAAGGAGGCUAAGAGGCUCACUAUUACUACCUGGUAGAUAUCUGCUGCUUAUCGCACAUCCAGAUGAUGAGUCCAUGUUUUUUGCGCCAUCCCUGCUAAGUCUAGGGGGGGAUAUUGACAUUCUUUGCUUGUCUAAUGGUAACAAAGAAGGGAAGGGAAAGGAAAGAGAAAAGGAACUGAGGAAAGUGGGAUGCUACACUGGAGCGAAGGUGCUUAUAACCACAUUCUUUUCCGAUGGGGAAGACUGGGACCCGGUGAUGAUCUACAUAAAGCUCUUGGCGAUCUAUAUACUAAGGCCGUUUGACGUUCUUAUGACGUUUGACGAGGCAGGUGUAUCUGGACACAAAAAUCACAUCUCUUGCAGUAAGGGUGCGGGACUGUUUCUGAAGAUACACAGUGUAAAGGGCCUGCUGCUGAAGUCCAAGAACCUGUUUCAGAAGUAUGGGGUUGACAUGAGCUUUUCUAGGAUCUCCUCCACGGUUCCCUUCAGCAUGUACAUGGAACCCGUCAAAAUGAUGUGCUUCCACAGGUCUCAGAUGGUGUGGUUCAGGUAUCUCUAUGUGCUCUUUUCAAACUUCAUGUCUUACAACGAUUUUACUGUUAUAAACUGA